This is a messenger RNA of Neomonachus schauinslandi (Hawaiian monk seal), 3592 nucleotides long. RefSeq names its product leptin receptor (gene LEPR). Gene Ontology annotation, cellular component: external side of plasma membrane. The record is from RefSeq and is a predicted model, not a curated record. Gene Ontology annotation, biological process: cytokine-mediated signaling pathway. The transcript is spliced from 18 exons. Gene Ontology annotation, molecular function: cytokine receptor activity; protein binding. Bases 92 to 3592 code for a protein of 1166 amino acids. NCBI's taxonomy places the organism in Eukaryota, Metazoa, Chordata, Mammalia, Carnivora, Phocidae.
CUUGUAUCGAUAGAUGUCAGGUGUUUUGGGUGUUUUGUGUGUGUAUUUGUUUUAGAUGUACUGUUUUUCAGGUCUACUUCUCUGAAGUAAGAUGACUUGUCAAAAUUUCUGUGUGGCUUUGUUACAUUGGGAAUUUAUUUAUUUGACAAGUGCAUUUAACUUGGCAUAUCCGAUCACUCCCUGGAGAUUUAAGCUGUCUUGCAUGCCAACAAAUACAACCUAUGACUUCCUCUUGCCAACCGGAAUCUCAAAGAACACUUCCAAUUUGAGUGAACAUUAUGAGGCAGUUGUCAAAGCUAAAUUGAAUUCGAGUACUACCUACUUUUCUAACUUAUCUUCCAAAACAACUUUCCACUGUUGCUUUUGGAGCAAGGAAGAUAAAAACUGUUCUGUACAUGCAGACAACAUUGAAGGGAAGGCAUUUGUUUCAACAGUGAAUUCUUUAGUUUUUCAACAGAUAGGUGCAAACUGGAACAUACAGUGCUGGAUGAAAGAGGACUUGAAAUUAUUCAUCUGUUAUAUGGAGACAUUAUUUAAGAAUCCUUUCAAGACUUACGACCUGAAGGUCCACCUUUUAUAUAUUCUGCCUGAAGUGUUAGACGAGUCACCUCUGGUCCCCCAGAAAGGCAGUUUUCAGAUUGUUCAGUGCAACUGCAGUGUUCACAACAGCUGUGAAUGCCAUGUGCCUGUGCCAACUGCCAAACUCAACCACACUCUCCUUCUGUAUUUGAAAAUCACGUCUGGUGGGAUAAAUUUUCAAUCACCUCUAAUGUCGGUUCAGCCCAUAAAUGUUGUGAAGCCUGAUCCCCCAUUAGGUUUACAUAUGGAAAUCACAGAUGCUGGCAAUUUAAAGAUUUCUUGGUCCAGCCCAACCUUGGUACCAUUUCAACUUCAAUAUCAAGUGAAAUAUUCAGAGAAUUCUUCAACAUAUAUGAGAAAAGCUGAUGAAAUUGUCUCAGCUACAUCUCUGCUGAUAGACAGUGUGCUUCCUGGGUCUUCAUACGAGGUUCAAGUGAGGGGCAAGAGACUGGAUGGCCCAGGAACCUGGGGUGACUGGAGCACCCCUCUUAUCUUUACCACACAAGAUGUCAUAUACUUUCCGCCUAAAAUUCUGACAAGUGUCGGGUCUAACGUUUCUUUUCACUGCAUUUAUAAAAAUGAAAACGAGAUUGUUUCCUCAAAAAAGAUUGUUUGGUGGUUGAAUUUAGCUGAGAAAAUCCCUCCGAGCCAGUAUACCGUGGUGGGUGACCGUGUUAGCAAAGUCACCUUUCCAAAUCUGAACGCGACCAAGCCUCGCGGGAAGUUCACCUACGACGCAGUGUACUGCUGCAACCAGCAAGAAUGCCACCAUCGCUAUGCGGAACUAUACGUGAUUGAUGUCAAUAUCAAUAUAUCAUGUGAAACUGAUGGGUACUUAACUAAAAUGACUUGCAGAUGGUCGACCAAUGCAAUCCAAUCACUCAUGGGAAGUACUUUGCAGUUGAGGUAUCAUAGGAGCAGCCUUUACUGUUCUGAUGUUCCAUCUAUUCAUCCCAUAUCUGAACCCAAAGAUUGCCACUUGCAGAGAGAUGGUUUUUAUGAAUGCAUAUUUCAGCCAAUCUUUCUAUUAUCCGGCUAUACAAUGUGGAUUAAAAUCAAUCACUCUUUGGGUUCACUUGACUCUCCACCAACGUGUGUCGUUCCUGAUUCCGUGGUGAAACCACUGCCUCCAUCCAGUGUGAAAGCAGAAAUUACUGUAAAAAUUGGAUUAUUGAAAAUAUUUUGGGAAAAGCCAAUCUUUCCAGAGAAUAAUCUUAAGUUCCAGAUUCGCUAUGGCUUAAAUGGAAAAGAAAUACAGUGGAAGAUGUAUGAGGUAUAUGAUGCAAAAUCAAAGUCGGCCAGUGUCCUGGUGCCAGACCUGUGUGCAGUCUAUGCUGUUCAGGUGCGCUGCCGGAGGCUGGAUGGCCUGGGGUAUUGGAGUAAUUGGAGUAGUCCCGCCUACACAGUUGUCAUGGAUAUAAAAGUUCCUACCAGAGGACCUGAAUUUUGGAGAAUAAUUAAGGAAGACACCACUAAAACGGAGAGAAAUGUUACUUUACUUUGGAAGCCUCUGAUGAAAAAUGACUCAUUGUGCAGUGUGAGAAAAUAUGUGGUAAAACAUCAUACUUCCCGCAAUGGAACAUGGUCAGAAGAUGUGGGAAAUCACACUAAAUUCACUUUCCUGUGGACAGAACAAGCACAUUCUGUUACAGUUCUGGCUGUCAAUUCAAUUGGUGCUUCUUUUGUGAAUUUUAAUUUAACCUUCUCAUGGCCUAUGAGCAAAGUAAAUACCGUGCAGUCACUCAGUGCUUAUCCUUUAAACAACAGUUGUGUGCUUCUCUCCUGGACUCUAUCACCCAGUGACUACUAUCUGAUGUAUUUUGUUACUGAGUGGAAAAUUCUUAAUGAAGACAGUGAAAUUAAAUGGCUUAGGAUCCCUCCAUCUGUUAAGAAGUAUUAUAUCCACGAUCAUUUUAUCCCCAUUGAGAAGUAUCAAUUCAGUCUUUACCCAGUAUUUAUGGAAGGAGUGGGGAAACCAAAGAUAAUUAAUAGUUUCACCCAAGAUGACAUUGAAAAACACCAGAAUGAUGCAGGGCUCUAUGUAAUUGUGCCAAUAAUUAUUUCCUCUUCAAUCUUACUGCUUGGAACAUUGUUAAUAUCACACCAAAGAAUGAAAAAGCUGUUUUGGGAGGAUGUUCCAAACCCCAAGAACUGUUCCUGGGCACAAGGACUUAAUUUUCAGAAGCCAGAAACAUUUGAGCAUCUUUUUAUCAAGCAUACAGAAUCAGUGAUAUUUGGUCCUCUUCUUUUGGAGCCUGAAACCAUUUCAGAAGAUAUCAGUGUUGACACAUCAUGGAAGAAUAAAGAUGAGGUGGUACCAAGAGCUAUGGUCUCUCUGCUUUUGACAGCUCCGGAUCUUGAAGAGGGUUCUGUUUGUAUCCGUGACCAGCACACCAGUGCUAACUUCUCUGAGCUGGAGAGCACUGUGAUAGCCCAUGAGGACGAAAGCAGGAGGCCGCCCUCUGUUAGAUAUGCCACCCUCCUUGGCAGCUCUAAAUCAAGUGAAAUUGAUGAAGAGCAAGGGCUUAUAAACAGCUCAGUCAGCAAAUGCUUCACUAGCAAAAAUUCUCUACCAAAGGGUUCUUUUUCUAACAGCUCAUGGGAGAUAGAAACCCACGCAUUUUUUAUAUUAUCAGAUCAGCAUCCCGAUAUAAUUUCACCACACCUUCCAUUCUCAGAAGGAUUGGAUGAACUUUUGAAACUUGAGGGAAAUUUCCCUGAAGAAAAUAAUGGUGAAAGGUCUGUCUAUUAUUUAAGGGUCACCUCAAUCAAAAAAAGAGAGAGUGGUGUGUUUUUGACUGACGAGUCCCAAGUGCUGUGUCCGUUCCCAGCCCACUGUUUGUUCACUGACAUCAGAAUCCUCCAGGACAGUUGCUCACACCUUGUAGAAAAUAACUUCAAUUUAGGAACUUCUGGUCAGAAGACUUUUGUAUCUUACAUGCCUCAAUUUCAGAUUUGUCCCACUCAGACUCAGAAGAUAAUGGAAAACAAAAUGUGUGACCUAACUGUCUAA